AUGCAUGGAGCUGACUGGAUCAUUGCGUCCUGAGAGUCAGAGCGGCUGUCACUGCCACCGAUGGUUCAUCUUUAUUGGUUUCGCUGGUGAUUCAAUGUCAUUAGGGAUUCAGGUCUCAUCUCCAUCUCUGAGAUCAUCUGAAUAACGGAGUCAUGGGCAAGAGUGGAGACAAGGCAUCCACGGGCAGCCUGGAUCGGACGCUAUAAAUCUCAGGGGAGAGCCUGGCAUUCUGAGCUUGCAGGUGUGAGGCGGAGCGGAGGCAGCGGAGCUGGCAGUGGUUGCCUUCACCCCAAGUGACCAUGAGAGGUGCCACGCAAGUCUCAGUGAUACUCCUCUUGGUGACCGUGUCCGACUGUGCCGUGAUCACCGGGGCCUGCGAGCGGGAUAUCCAGUGCAGGGCAGGCACCUGCUGUGCGGUCAGCCUGUGGCUGCGUGGGCUGCGGGUGUGCACCCCGCUGGGGCGGGCAGGAGAGGAGUGCCACCCCGGCAGCCACAAGGUCCCCUUCUUCAGAAAACGGCAGCACCACGCCUGCCCCUGCCUGCCCAACCUGCUAUGUUCCCGUGGCCUGGACGGCAGGUACCGUUGCUCCACCAACUUGAAGAACAUCAACUUUUAGGAGUGUGUCUGGUCUCAGGACACCCACUGGGGGUGCCAGGCCUCUUUCUGAGCACAGCCUGUGGUGGUCUCCCUUGGACUUUUAUUUCUGCGGAAAGGCCCAGCCCUGCAUCCCCUCUGCUGUCCCACUUCCUGCACUGCUGACCUACACCCCUGCUCCCCUGCCCACAUAUGUGCACUGACGCAGACACAUGCACGUCACAGGGUUUUACGGUCUGCCCGGCUGGGCUGUGGGGUCCUGGCUGGCGGCUGUGGUCCUGGAGGAAGCCCAUGUGCACUGCUGAGGCCGCCUCAGGGGCGGUGAGUAACAGGGACGUACUCCUUCCUUGUGUCUCCCUGCCCGGCCCUUCCUCCACCACAGGUGAACCGUCCUCCCUGGGCCCUGCCGCUCCCCUCCGGCAUGUGCACUUCUGCCCGCAUCAGUGAGCUCGUGCAAAGUAUGGGGCCCCAAGAGGUCAGUCGGCCUCCACACGGCUGCUGUGGGUUCAGCCUGUGGCCAGCCCGCUGGAUCAGAACUGCAGGCCUCCCAUGCCCCUCCCAGCACGUGUUACCAGUUCCCAGUGAAGCCCCCGAUCCUGCUACCUCCCUGUGAAAUGCAGACAGUGGUGGUUCAUGAGGCCAUGAGUGAGUUCCCUCCAAUAGUCCCCUUCCAAGGGUCAAGAGCAGGUCUAUGUGUGACCUUGAGGAAGCCUCUGGCCUCUGCUCAGCUGGAGGAGAGAUGGGAGCUAGCCGGCAGGCCACUGAUUUGGGGCACAGAGGGGACCGUGACCCAGGACCCUGGCCAGGCUGUGUGUGCCCCACUUCUAUUAUAAAUACGGCAUCUUCUCUAGAGGCUGAGGGUUGCCUGAAGUUCAAAGCAGUUUGUCUGGGUGUCACACCACUGGCCUCCAUCUGGUGUACAAUCCCAGGCCCCCUCAGCCCUCCCAUCUGGACCCUGCCCAAGGCUCGCCCGGGCGUGGUGGUGCCCAUAGCCGUGAGCACUGACUACUGGUUGCAGAAUAAAA
Messenger RNA from Bubalus bubalis (water buffalo), 1620 nucleotides. It is a transcript of the gene PROK1, whose product is annotated as prokineticin 1. The record is from RefSeq and is a predicted model, not a curated record. Lineage: Eukaryota; Metazoa; Chordata; Mammalia; Artiodactyla; Bovidae. The transcript has 3 exons. The coding region runs from base 300 to 617 and encodes 105 amino acids.